CCAUGCUGAUUGGUACCCAAUCGGCUUCUUUAUCCCCUACCGAAUUGUCUAUAUAUAUGCGAAAGCUGAACAAAACGUAUGUUAAGUCCGGUCGGAGAUGCUGGAUCUUCAUGGCCUCUUGCAAGGAGGCCACGCGUGCUCACCCUAAACCCUACCCAUGAUAAGCUUCAGAGGCCAUAGAUAGCGAUUCUCACCGUUAGCAUUGCGUAUUUUAGUCCCAUGGAGUACAAAAAGCUUUGGGGGUAGUUGUGUGGAUUUUGUAUUUAACAAGGGACGUUGGUCGUCACUUCGUUAUCUCGCUUAGAUCGUGCCCAAGUAGACGGAACCAUACCUCCCAAUAAUCCUAAUUACUCUGCAUCCUUACUUAGCCAUCGAAAUCACUUGCAGUUAUGUCUGGCGUCCGAAACAUUACGGUACCAUGGGUGCCACUAGACGAGUUCGACUGGUCCUUCGCGCGGACCGGACCGCUCCCUUGGAAUCUAACCGUCUGGUCCAUCCUUGCCGUAUUCACGGCUCUUCCGAUAUGGACUACUGUCGAGCUAACGUUUUGGGUGCUUUACACCUUCGAGCGUUGGCGUGGGGUUUACUUCUGGUCGGUCCUGGGUACCACGUGGGGUGUGACGAUCCAUGCUGUCGGGUUUGUACUUAAGUUCUGCGUGCCGGAAGCGAAUUGGAUCUUGACUACCGUGCUCUCCGAAAUUGGAUGGGUCGCGGAGGUGUGUGGGUUUAGUGUUGUCUUAUGGUCACGGUUGCACCUCGUCAUCCCAUCGGAUAAACGACUGCUGCGCAUCGUGCUGGCGACGAUUAUUAUCGAUGAAUUCGUGUUCGGCGUGCCCACAAUUACCUUCCAAUUCUUAAUAUCGAAUUCUGCGACACAUGCGAAAUAUCUCCCGCAUAUGGAAAUCAUGGAACGCAUUCAGAUCAUGGCCUUCUCUGUCCAGGAGACAGCAAUCUCAGCCAUUUACGUGUGGGGCACGCUUCAACUUCUCAAACUGUCGCUUAAUGCGAAGGCAAAAACCACAUUAGCAUUCCUCAUCAUCGUGCAGGUGCUCGUGGUCCUGGCUGACGUGAUCGUCAUUGCGCUUGACUAUCUCGAGUACUAUACGCUGAAGGCUGUUCUACAUUCCUUCGUGUACGCCUUCAAGCUUCAGGUCGAGUUCGUCGUCCUCAACGAAUUCAAGCACAUAGCCAAGGGUGGCAUUACCGGCGCUGGAGCUUUUCCGUCUUUUAACCACACUGGCGUCCCCGACAUGUACAAGGGCAGUGCAAUCAGCGGCAGUGACAAUAGCAAUGCGAGUCCCAUGCGCAGUCAUCCCGGGAUGACGGUAUCAGUGUCUACCAGGGGCUCACUGCCGUCAGGGGAGACCGGAACGGAGGUGCCUAUGGUGCAAAAUCAAGGUGCUGAGGAACCCGAUGUUUUUGAGCGACAAUAUCUGGGGAGAUACGGGAGAUGAAUCUGAGUCAGCUUUGCGUCCCCGAAGACAUCCCUGUUUCUGUACGACUAACCUUGCUC
Messenger RNA from Hypoxylon trugodes, 1513 nucleotides. RefSeq lists its product as uncharacterized. The transcript has 2 exons. NCBI's taxonomy places the organism in Eukaryota, Fungi, Ascomycota, Sordariomycetes, Xylariales, Hypoxylaceae. Bases 390 to 1454 code for a protein of 354 amino acids. The record is from RefSeq and is a predicted model, not a curated record.